Molecule: messenger RNA, 663 nt
Organism: Symbiodinium sp. CCMP2592
Lineage: Eukaryota; Dinophyceae; Suessiales; Symbiodiniaceae
Source: the annotation of a GenBank genome assembly
AUGCCCGGCAGAAAGAAAAAGAAAGAAAGUAUGAUGGCUCCAAUCCCCGUUCGACCGAGCAGCAAUUGUCUGGCAGGCUCAGAAGGCUUGCUCUUCUUCUCCCCUCCGUCAAGGUGUCCGCAGGAGCACCGCUUUGACGUGCCUGCAACCGUGACACGUCGACGCUCCAGCCCAUUGCCGGUACCGAAGGCUUCGCGAGAGACUUCCGAAAAGUGCAGAUACUUCUGUGAGCCCCCGUACGGACAGAGGCGCGCCGCAUCUGACAGGCUGCAUUGGCAGGACUUUCCCGCUGCUGGCCAUGCAACACAGCAUCACAGGCGUUUCGACACGCCCGCUGGCGAGGAAGCUUUGAUGGGGCGUGCUCGUUCACAAACCCCGGACUACCACCGGCGCUACGCGCAGAAUGCUGCAGGCACCUCGCUGCCAGGCUGCAGCGCUGCCCAGGCUAGUUUGCUCGCGACUUCACCUUUAGUCGUUCUGGAGAGGAGCUACCCUUGGCGUCCUAGUUUUGAGUAUAUUGAAUAUGUUGCGGCUCAUAUAUUACGGCUGGCCGAAUUCCAGCAGGCCCAAGCCGGGCCAGGACUCAGAACAGCCCAACUCGAUGGAAGGGAGGAAUGGGGCUUCAGUCGUCUAAGGCUUCAGUAUUGUGCGCGGGAUACCUGA